Molecule: messenger RNA, 1132 nt
Organism: Macadamia integrifolia
Lineage: Eukaryota; Viridiplantae; Streptophyta; Magnoliopsida; Proteales; Proteaceae
Exons: 3
Coding region: 467-1132 (221 amino acids)
Source: RefSeq, a predicted model, not a curated record
GGCGACCGUGAACAUAGUGGACAGCCCAUUCAUGAGUCGUCAUGACAUGAUUCUUCAUCAUCAUCAUCAUCUACAAUAUCAACUUCGUUCAAAAACUUCCAGAGGACCUCUUCGACUUACCUGAACUUAAAUUGCGGUAUUUUCAAAUUUUUGUGGGUGAGAAAAAGCUUAUAAGGGGGGUUUCUGUUCCUGAGUUCCGACUUCCUGUGAAGGGAAGAAAAGGUUGUUAGUUUGUUGUUACUGUUCUUACAGGUAUUCGAUUCGAUUUGGCGCUGCGAUUACCAGUGGUUGAAUUGAUUAGGUCGCCUGGAUUUCGCCUCACAUUUGGUUCCUCCCUUUUUUUGUGUUUCAUGGUGAUGGGGCAGGACGGCACGAUUUUGAUUGGAGUUGACACCUAAAGUUAGGGUUUCGCUUUUGGGCUUAUAGGGUUUCAGUGAUUCAAAUCGCAUUACCGUGCGAGGAGGCCAUGCCGUCGACAAUUUUUACAGCCAUCACCCUGGAUAGGUUUCUAGAACCGAGUAAUUCAGGAACUCCGAAAUCCAGCACUAGACCUCCUAAUUCGAAGCUGGGUAGACGACAUUCAUCGACGGAAACGAUAAGAAAGAACUUGCCACAUCUAUCUCCAGCGCUCUAUGCCACCCCUGAGGUAACCCCUGUACCCGAUUCUCCAUCGUCCGGAGCCUUCCCUCCCUCCCCUUACAUCGUCAAUCACAAACGGCGUGGUCCCCGUCUUCUUAAGAGCGUUUCUCAGAACGACAUCCCCUUGAACCAACGAGCUACAGAAGGAGGCACUACCACCGAUGAGAAUGGAAGGGACUCAAACUCAGAGGUUGUUGGUUCUACCCAGGAUCUUCGACCUCCUGCUAUUGUUACUGCUUGCAGCCCAAAUAAGGAGGAGCCGGGUCGGAAUGGUUUCCAUGAUGACGAUAUUGGAAACAGCAGCUUGGAUGACAGGUUGGUUAGGACCGAGGAUUUGCCAAAGUCGGUCACAUUCAAUUUGGAAAGAGACGAAAGAGAAUGUGAGGGUGAAGAUUUCUAUGAUCCUCAGGAUGUUCCCGAAGUCAUUGCAUUGCCCAUCAGGGGCGGCAGUAUUCCAUACCUGGAAUGGAUCAAAAGCAGUACGAGGGAGUAA